Molecule: messenger RNA, 576 nt
Organism: Cylicostephanus goldi
Lineage: Eukaryota; Metazoa; Nematoda; Chromadorea; Rhabditida; Strongylidae
Source: the annotation of a GenBank genome assembly
AUGUUUAGAGACACCAUUGAUUUUGUCAAACAGUCUGCCGCUUUGUGCCUUUUGAAGCUUUUCCGCACUGCUCCUGACAUCAUACAGCCUGGCGAAUACGCGAGCAGAAUAGUUCACCUACUCAACGAUUCUCAUAUGGGAGUUGUCACGUCGGCAGCGUCCCUAAUUGAAUCUCUAUCCAAGAAGUGGCCUGAUGAAUACAAAGGCUGUGUUCCUUUGGCAAUCUCCCGUCUGAGUAGGAUUGUUACCGCCACGUACACUGAUCUACAGGACUAUACCUAUUACUUUGUCCCAGCGCCUUGGCUAUGUGUCAAACUUCUUCGUUUGCUUCAAAAUUAUCCUCCACCAGAAGACCCGUCGAACAAAGCUCGUUUGCUGGAGUGCCUGGAAGGUGUACUGAACAAGGCACAAGAUGCUCCGAAAUCGAAAAAGGUUCAACAUUCCAAUGCCAAAAAUGCAGUGCUGUUUGAAGCAAUUGCUUUGAUAAUUCACAUGGACAGCGAAGCAAAUCUCCUUGUUCGCGCAUGCAACCAGUUAGGAACAUUCCUUGCUCAUCGAGAAACAAAUCUUCGGUGA